This is a messenger RNA of Balaenoptera musculus (blue whale), 3062 nucleotides long. RefSeq names its product protein tyrosine phosphatase non-receptor type 9 (gene PTPN9). The transcript has 13 exons. The record is from RefSeq and is a predicted model, not a curated record. Gene Ontology annotation, molecular function: protein tyrosine phosphatase activity. The coding region runs from base 656 to 2437 and encodes 593 amino acids. Gene Ontology annotation, biological process: protein dephosphorylation. Lineage: Eukaryota; Metazoa; Chordata; Mammalia; Artiodactyla; Balaenopteridae.
GUCGCCUGUUUGUGAAUGAGACGCUCAGUUUCUCAAUGGAGCCGCGGGGGGCUCGGGCGGGCGCAGUGCGGCCGCAGCGCUGGCCUUGAGCCGGGAGGGGGGCGCGUUUCCCUCGCUCCCUCCCUCCCUCCCGUCACCGCGGCUUUUGAGGAACGGGGCUGAGAGGCUGCAGCGCAGGUCGCAGGGCCCCGCAUCCCCGAGGACUCCUGCAGGAGCCGGAGCGCCGCCGAGGAAGCUGGACGCCGAGGAGGCCGGCGGCCUUCCGAAAAUUUCCCCCGCGGCCCUUCGUUCUGGGCUUAGAAAGUUAUCGAUUUCACGUUUCCUUUUUUUAAUCCCGAUUAGCUCCUCGCCUGCACUAUUUUUUUUUUUUUUUCCGGGAGAGGUGGGGGAGUGUGAGGAACGGAACGAAGAAAAUAAAAAAGGAUUUCCGCCCAGAAGAGAGCGACAGUUCUGAGAGCUUUUUCUUAAGGAAACAGAAGCGGCGUUUGCGGCCGCUGCGGGCGCCGGGCCCCGCCGGCCUAGCUAUGCGCGAGCCGGCCCCGGGCUGCUGAGGCGCGGGCACGCGGAAGCGGAGGCCCACCGCACCGGGCUCCCCGCGCUCCCGGGCGACUUCUGUCCGCCGGGCGGGGGCGGCGGCGGCGGCGGCGGUGGCGGGAUGGAGCCCACGACCGCGCCCCAGCCCGACAUGGCGCCGGAGCUGACCCCGGAGGAGGAGCAGGCCACCAAGCAGUUUCUUGAAGAGAUUAACAAGUGGACAGUUCAGUACAACGUUUCCCCCCUCUCUUGGAAUGUGGCCGUCAAGUUCCUCAUGGCCCGGAAGUUUGAUGUUCUCCGUGCCAUAGAGUUGUUUCACUCCUACAGAGAAACACGAAGGAAGGAGGGCAUUGUGAAGCUGAAACCUCAUGAGGAACCUCUCCGUUCUGAGAUCCUUAGUGGAAAAUUCACCAUCUUAAAUGUUCGGGACCCAACAGGAGCCUCCAUUGCCCUCUUCACUGCCAGAUUACAUCAUCCCCACAAGUCAGUCCAACAUGUGGUACUUCAGGCUCUGUUUUACUUGCUAGACAGAGCUGUGGAUAGCUUUGAAACUCAGAGGAAUGGACUGGUGUUUAUCUAUGACAUGUGCGGUUCUAAUUAUGCCAACUUUGAGCUGGAUCUUGGCAAGAAAGUCCUAAACUUGCUGAAGGGAGCUUUUCCAGCUCGUUUGAAGAAAGUGCUGAUUGUGGGAGCACCCAUAUGGUUCCGAGUGCCCUAUUCCAUCAUCAGCCUCCUUCUGAAGGACAAAGUCCGGGAGAGGAUUCAGAUAUUAAAGACAUCUGAAGUCACCCAGCACCUGCCCAGGGAGUGCCUUCCAGAAAACCUGGGUGGGUACGUCAAAAUUGACCUCGCCACUUGGAAUUUCCAGUUUCUAUCCCAGAUGAACGGCCACCCAGAUCCCUUCGAUGAGAUCAUCCUGUUCUCCCUCCCUCCGACCUUAGACUGGGACUCAGUGCAUGUCCCAGGUCCCCAUGCCAUGACCAUCCAAGAAUUGAUGGACUAUGUUAGCACCAGGCAAAAGCGGGGGAUAUAUGAGGAGUAUGAAGACAUCCGUCGUGAGAACCCUGUUGGCACUUUCCACUGUUCCAUGUCUCCAGGAAACCUAGAGAAGAACCGCUAUGGGGAUGUACCCUGCCUGGACCAAACUAGAGUGAAGCUGACAAAACGAAGCGGCCACGCUCAGACAGAUUACAUCAAUGCCAGUUUCAUGGAUGGCUACAAACAGAAGAAUGCUUACAUUGGGACACAAGGCCCUUUGGAGAAUACCUAUCGUGAUUUCUGGCUCAUGGUAUGGGAGCAAAAAGUCUUGGUGAUUGUCAUGACCACCCGCUUCGAGGAGGGCGGCAGGAGAAAGUGUGGCCAAUACUGGCCUUUAGAAAAAGACUCCCGGAUCCGAUUUGGCUUCCUCACAGUGACCAAUCUAGGUGUGGAGAAUAUGAACCAUUAUAAGAAAACAACGCUAGAAAUUCACAACACAGAGGAACGGCAGAAACGCCACGUGACCCACUUUCAGUUCCUGAGCUGGCCAGAUUAUGGUGUCCCUUCCUCGGCAGCUUCCCUUAUUGAUUUCUUGAGAGCCGUCAGGAACCAGCAGAGGCUGGCCGUCAGCAGCAUGGGAGCACGCUCCAAAGGGCAGUGCCCUGAGCCACCCAUUGUGGUCCAUUGCAGUGCAGGCAUUGGCAGGACAGGUACCUUCUGCUCAUUGGACAUCUGCCUGGCACAGCUGGAGGAGCUUGGCACCCUAAAUGUGUUCCAGACAGUGUCCCGCAUGAGGACCCAGAGGGCCUUCAGCAUCCAGACCCCUGAGCAGUACUAUUUCUGCUACAAGGCAAUCCUGGAGUUUGCAGAGAGGGAGGGCAUGGUGCCCUCCAGCCACAACCUCCUGGCCAUGGAGGGUCAGUAACUGUCCCACGAGCCUCCUAUCUGCUGGCCAGACUUCCUUAAACUACCCUGGACACCGCUGAGCCUAUAGGUUGCCAUCAGUUACACUGAAGCCAUGGACCAACCUCUUUCUUGUGUCUCCCGGCGCACGCGUGCACGCAAGGCAGCCUUUCCCUUUGGCUAGAUAGAUGUGGUGAAAUUGCCACUAGAAAGGGCCAGCAGCAAUGUGUUCUUAAUUCCUAGCACCUGCUAUCGAACUGUGCCUUAUUAAAACCAAAUUGUGGCUAUUGAUUUUUGCCAGGGGCCCCGAGGUAAGUGGGGAAGGAACCUCCCUCCCCCCUUUCCCAAUGCCAUUCUCCUUCUCAAGGUCUUUUUCCAUUCCUUCCCUUUGCUAGGAUUUGAUGGGGAGGUUUGGUGAGCAUCCACCUCCUUCCCAGAGAGCUUGACCAAGUUACAUAUUCUAGAGAACGUCCUGAGUGCCAAGCACGUUUAUACCUAGGGCGUGUAUUCCAGUCUUUUCUGUCAUUCUCUGUGUGUGCGUGUGUGUAUGUGCACUUAUGUGUAUGAGUCCAUACGUACGUGUGUAUAUAAUAUAUACUGUAUGUGAUAAUAUGGUCGUAUUCUAUAAAUACAUAUACACAGAGAUA